Molecule: messenger RNA, 916 nt
Organism: Monopterus albus (swamp eel)
Lineage: Eukaryota; Metazoa; Chordata; Actinopteri; Synbranchiformes; Synbranchidae
Product: vesicle transport protein GOT1B-like
Exons: 5
Coding region: 58-474 (138 amino acids)
Biological process (GO): retrograde transport, endosome to Golgi; endoplasmic reticulum to Golgi vesicle-mediated transport
Cellular component (GO): endoplasmic reticulum; membrane
Source: RefSeq, a predicted model, not a curated record
AGAUCUGCGUCGUUACGAGCUUUGUGUGAUUUAAUAAAUUGUCCAGCUGCUGCCAAAAUGAUUUCCCUCACGGACUCACAAAAGAUUGGGAUGGGGCUGACAGGGUUUGGCGUGUUUUUUCUCUUCUUUGGGAUGAUGCUGUUUUUUGAUAAAGCUCUCCUUGCCAUUGGGAACAUUUUGUUUGUCUCAGGCCUGUCCUUCAUCAUCGGCCUGGAACGUACAUUGAGAUUUUUCUUCCAGAGACACAAAGUUAAAGCCACCAGCUUCUUCCUGGGAGGAGUGUUUGUGGUUCUGAUUGGCUGGCCAAUCAUUGGAAUCAUUCUGGAGAUCUACGGCUUUUUUCUCUUAUUCAGGGGAUUCUUCCCAGUGGCAGUGGGCUUCAUCAGACGAGUGCCUGUGCUCGGGUCUCUGCUUAGUUUACCAUGGAUCAGAAGUCUGGUAGACAAAAUCGGUGAGAGCAACACUAUGGUAUAGCAGUGGCCUUUUUCUGUGUUGGAAGGUGGAAUUUAUCAUAGCUUCUAAUAGUGAUUGUACAUUUCGAUCACUGUCAAACAUUUCUCGGCACAAAAAAGACUGACCCCAUGAAGUUUCCUCUGUCAGAAGAAAAUUGUUUGUAUCUGUCUGCCAUUGGACAACAUUACCAAGAGAUUAUUUACUUUAAAGGGUGGAAGCUGGUCUCCUUUUUUGUAUCAUUCCAGUCUGGUAGAUAUGGACUGUUAACUUGGGACCACUGGAUUAACUCAGAGUCCGGAGCCUUUCAUAGCACCACUCUCCUUCAGACUGUGUGCCUGAACAGACACGGAGCAUUCUUAAGUUCCUCAAUGAAGUGUUUCUGGAACUUUGUACAUUAAAAUAAACAAGCUACAUGUAAAUGCAAAGAAGGAGGCAACAAAACCUGAACUUUUCUGAAAAAGGU